Molecule: messenger RNA, 5750 nt
Organism: Brienomyrus brachyistius
Lineage: Eukaryota; Metazoa; Chordata; Actinopteri; Osteoglossiformes; Mormyridae
Product: ras-associated and pleckstrin homology domains-containing protein 1-like
Biological process (GO): signal transduction
Cellular component (GO): plasma membrane; cytosol
Source: RefSeq, a predicted model, not a curated record
UGUGUUAAAUGCUUUGUCUCUACCCGUCCAGAUGAGGGCAGUCUAGCACCGAUGGGCGUUACUCGUGGCACGGUUUAGCCACGCUGUAUUAUUGGCUUUUGUUGAUUUCUGGGGUGGACAGGAAACCAGACGUACAGACCGCCCAGCAGUAAUCCGUGCUCCCGUCCGACUGAGAAUGGAGGUGGGGACGUGAGUCCUCUGCGUACCGAGCCACGGAACCAGGGAGUCGCCGGCGCUCGUGAAAAUCCAGAGCCUUUACCGAGUCUGACACAUGUAAUUCAAUUAACGGCUGGAUCUCCAUCAACGUUUCUUAAUCCAUUGUUGCCAGUGUCUUUCCCGGGAAAGAGGGAGAAGCAUUCCCGAAAAUCAAACCCUUUGGAUUGCUGACUGGCGAAACUCACCGGUUCCCCAUCACCGAGUGCUCCGUGGUGAUCGGUCGUCUCGAGGCCCUGACCUGAGGAACCGGGAAGGUCAAGACACCAAAGAUGGAGCAGUUUUCUGACGAGGAACUGGACCAUGCUGCUGAAGAAGAUAGUGACAAGGAGGACCAGGACCUGGACAAGAUGUUCGGGGCGUGGCUGGGAGAGCUGGAUAAGCUGACUAAGAGCCUGGAUGACGGGAAGCCGGAAAACGUCCACAAGCCGCCCCUCAUCCAAGAUACCAACCUGGCCAACUUCUCCUACCGCUUCUCUAUGUACAACAUCAACGAGGCGCUGAACCAGGGCGAGCCUGUGGACCUGGACGCCCUCAUGGCCGACCUGUGCUCCAUCGAGCAGGAGCUGAGCACCAUCGGCAAGCCGAGCGGGGGCUCGGUGCGACUCGCCAUUCCGGGGGACGUCAAGGGCUACCAGAGGGCGCCGGCGAGCCGGGGUGGAGGGGGCAGCAGUGGGGGCAGCGCCAGCAGCAGCACUAGAGUGUCCCCGGCCUCCACGCUGCGGGCGGGCAGCAGCCGGCCGCUGGCCUCCAAGCUCUCCUUGGACGACAUCACAGCGCAGCUGGAACGUGCCUCGCUCAGCAUGGACGAGGCGGCCCACCAGAGCCCCUCCUCCUCAGCGCUGCCCUCCUCCUCCUCUUCCCCCGCCUCCUCUUACUCCUCCUCCACCAUGCAUCGCCCCCCUCAGUCGGCACGGCACCACCGGCGCACGGGCUCCGCCGGCGCCGUCAGCGACCAUGAGAUCCGGUGCAUCAGCCGCUCCUCCCGCUCCAGCAUCAAUUCGGCCUCCGCCUCCAGCGUGGACUCGUUGGACAUUGAGAAGGGGGCGCGGCCCGGCGACGUGGAUGGGCUCCAGCGGCCCGAUGCCCAGGGGCAGGGCCAGACCAGCACUGAGCACUCCUAUUUGGACAGGGAAACCUCCCUCAUUCUGAAAAGCAUUGCAGGAAAGCCUUCUCAUUUGCUGACAAAGGAGGAACAGGCUGCCAAGCUGAAGGCCGAGAAAAUCCGCGUGGCUCUGGAGAAGAUCAAGGAGGCGCAGGUGAAGAAGCUGGUGAUCCGGGUGCACAUGUCAGACGAGAGUUCCAAGACCAUGAUGGUGGACGAGCGCCAGACCGUCCGGCAGGUUCUGGACAACCUGCUGGAUAAGUCCCACUGCGGCUACAGCCCUGACUGGUCGCUGGUGGAGACCAUUGGCGAGCUGCAGAUGGAGCGGAUCUUCGAGGACCACGAGAAUCUGGUGGAGAACCUGCUGAACUGGACCCGGGACAGCAUGAAUAAGCUGAUGUUCAUCGAGCGCAUCGAAAAGUACGCUCUCUUCAAGAACCCUCAGAACUACCUGCUGGGGAGGAAAGAGACCUGUGAGAUGGCGGACAGGAACAAGGAGGCGCUGCUGGAGGAGUGCUUCGGGGGCAACUCUGUGUCAGUUCCAGAAAUGGAGGGGGUGCUCUGGCUCAAAGAGGAUGGGAAGAAGUCCUGGAAGAAGCGGUACUUCCUGCUACGUGCCUCUGGAAUCUACUUUGUGCCGAAGGGCAAAGCCAAGGCCUCCAGGGACCUGGCGUGUUUCCUGCAGCUGGAUCAUGUGAACAUUUACUACGGGAAGGAUUACCGCAGCAAGUACAAGGCCCCCACUGACUACUGCAUGGCCCUCAAGCAUCCGCAGAUCCAGAAAAAGUCCCAGUACAUCAAGUACCUGUGCUGUGACGACGUUCGGACGCUGCACCAGUGGGUGAAUGGGAUCCGCAUCGCCAAGUAUGGGAAGCAGCUGUACCUUAACUACCAGGAGGCCAUGAAGCGGACGGAGGCGACCUACGACUGGGCCUCGCUGUCAGGCUCCAGCAUGAAGUCUGGUUCCAGCUCGUCCAGCCUUCCAGAGUCGCACUCCAACCACUCGACCCAGUCGGACAGCGGCGUGUCCGACACUGUGACCUCGGGCCACGUCCGCUCCCAGAGCGUGGUCAGCUCCAUCUUCUCUGAGGCCUGGAAGAGAGGCACGCAGGCUGAGGACACCGUCAAGGUGAGGGUGGAUUCCUGCAGGGGCCCCUAUCCUCCUCCGCUGCCGCAGAUGCCCCCGGUGACCCAACCGCCCCCACAGAGUCGCAGCAGCUACCCGGCCAUGUACCCCCAGGCGACCACACCCUCUCCACCCCCUCCCCCCGCCCCACCGCUGCCUGCCUCCGCCCACCAAGCAGCCCUGGCCCCGUUCACCAAAUACAGCACCAUCUCGCGGAUGCAGGGCAUCUCCCACGCUGCGGCCGCAGCGGCGCAGUACCGCCUGCCCUCCCUCAUCCAGCAGCCGCCAGCGCCGCCCCCGCAGUCCAUCAAGCCUGUGCUGCACGGCGUCAACGCAGCCAACGUCCCACCACCUCCCCCGCCCCCGCCGCCUCUCACCAUGCCCACCCCUGGUUCUGCCAUGGCCGUGCUGAAGCUGGGGCCUCCCAGCCCCUCCCCUCAGUUCACGCCCCCAGUGCUUAGCCAAUCCCAGCAGCCGCCCUCCGCCGUCGCCAUGGAGAGCGGGGGCAUCUUCCCUUCCCCCCCUCCAGCCCAUCCCAUGUACCAACCGCUCUGCAGCAAUGGCCACCAGGAUGUUCUGGCCCAACGAUUUGCCAUCCUGCCCCAAGAUUUCCCACCCCCCUCUUGCCAGGAGGAGUCUCCUCCUCCGCCGCCUCCUGCUCUAACGCCACCUCCAGAGCCUCCUCAGCAGCCAGUGGUUCCGCCCCUCGCACCGUCCAAACUGUUUUAUGGUGGCUUCCCCCCGCAUACUGCUCCCAAGCCCUCUGGACCGGGCCUCCCAACAUCCCCUGUAUCUCCUCCCCCCCCAAUACAGCCCCUAACCUCACCUCCCAAUGCACCUCCAACCAUGAAGAAGCAGCAGAGCUACUCCGGGGGGGGCACACCCAGCCAGCCCCCACCCACACUGCCUAAGCAGCUCAGCUUCUCCUCCAAGGCGCUGCCCCUGUCUACCCCCAUAUCAACUGCCCCCUCCCUGGUGAAGCAGAUGGCCAACCAGUUUCCAAGCUCGUCGCCACCAGUACCAAGCACCUUAGAAAGUUCUAGAUAUUCUGCCCCCCUGUCCCCCCCAGUGAUCAAAACAAAACCCAAGUGGCAGCCAGUAGGCCAAACCCAGCAGCAGUCACCGGAGUUCCCGCCUCCCCCCCCGGAGAGCAGCCUCGGCUUCCCGCCCCCGCCCGAGCCGGACACCCCCACUCCACUGCCCUCCUUAAAGAAGUCCCCCUCCGCCUCCUCGGCUGGCUCCGGUGGGCGGAAGCCCCCCCCGACUCCCCAGCGCAACUCCAGCAUCAAGUCCAGUAGCUCACUCGAGCACCAGGAAUACAAGAAGGUGGAGAACCUGGUGAGUCGCUUUGGCCAGACGCCCACGCCCACCUUGCCAGCCCCCUCCUCGGGGUCUCCCUCCAAGGAGACCUACUCGGCCCCCAUAGCACUGCCCAAACCGGGCAAACUCAACCUAGCGAACCUGCCCCCCGCCCUGCAAGGCCAGGUGGGGCAACACGCCGAGCCCAGCGGUGAGUUCCCCUCUCCCCCUCAGGACUUUGACUACUUCCCCCCUCCCCCGCCCGACUCGGAACUCUUCCCCCCUCCGCCCCCCGUCGCAGACACUCCCAGCGGUGCCCCUCGAGUGGCUGUGGUUAACCCUCAGCCCCAGGUGCCCUCUGCCCCAGUCCCCACCACCUGGAGUCAGAGUUCCAUGAAGAAGAAGACGCCCCCCCCAACGCUGGCCCGGCGCAGCACUCCCACCCCCGAGCCGCAGCUCGUCUCGCCUCCGGGGCAGCAAGGGCACCCGCCGCAUCUCGCUUCCCCGUUGCCCCCCACGUCGCCCAAAGGCACUCUGUCCCUCCAGCCUAACUUCUUGGAGGACCUGAACCGGACCCUUAAGCGUAAGUCCGUCACCCGGCACGGCUCGCUCACCUCGGCCCGCAUCUCCACCAAGCUGGAGCCGGUGGCCACCAUGGACGACAUGGCGCUGCCCCCCCCACCCCCGGAGCUCUUACACGAGCACAAGCGCAAGGGCGGCUACGCUUCCGGAAACAUCUCAGGCUAUGCAACACUUCGGCGCGGGCCUCCCCCGGCACCCCCCAAGCGGGACCAGAACACCAAACUGACUGGGGAGUGCUAAUGUGUGUGUGGUUGCGUGUGGGGGGAGGGGGUUCUCUGCCCGAUUUCUCUGUUCCUAACCUAAUAGCUACCUUAUUAUGCGAAGAGCAAACCAAACGUUAUAGCGGCUUCCCUGUGUCUUUGUGCAGCUUCCUAGCGAGUAUAAGCAGCUAGCGCCUGCUAGCGGGACGACGACUCCUUACAUGUUUCGGUGUUUUGGUACUGCAUGGACUCUGGCGAGGACUUUACAGGGAUGGGGGGGGGGGUGUAUGUCUGUGGUAGAGUUACUUUUUUAUGUCACAUUAUUUAAUAUGCUUUUUAAAAUUUUUCAGUUUUGUCCUUAAAAUCUGCAGAAUAAAUUUUAACAGUCUGUCACAGGUGUUUGGGGAGGGGGGGGGUAAUCCUGCGGAUUCAGUGCCAGUGUGUUGGGCAUGGUCCUCCCCCAGGACCAGCCCGCACCGGUCACACUGGUGGAGAAUGGUUUCAGGAUGUGGUAACGGGGGGGGUCAGCUUCAGCUCUUCAGGAUCCUCGCGCCCCUCCCAGAGGACUGUAGAAAUGUGAUUGGCCAAUUUCCUUUUCACACCGGAUUGGCUGGGAUCCAUUCAGAUGUGUCACAUAAGUAGUAAAAAGGGAUGUGUUGACUGUUAAUAAUGUGGAGAUUAAACAGAAAGAGGUGGUCCGCCGGCACCCGCCGAUGGCCAGUCUGGUUUCCCCAUCUUCUGUCUCUGAUGCCCAAGACGGCUUCUGCAAACAGUGUUGUCGAUCACGUCGCAGUCUGUCUGUAUAUAGAGCUGCUGUUCCUGCCUUUAUAUGGCUUCCUUUGGCCUGCCUUCGUGUGAGGGGUGGGGGGGCACUCUGAGCCAUAGGGGUGUCAAAUGCUCAUCCCGGUACUGGGAACACUGUAUGAAAAACCAAGUGGGGGGGGGGUUUGAUUAACCUAGGACUGAUUAAUGUAACUAGUGCUUCAUGUAACCAUGCACAUACAUUCCCUGUUUUUAUUCAAGAAUAGCUAUAUUCAUAUCUAUCGCCAUUACUGUUUUUCAUGUCUGCAAACAAACCUUUAAGCAAAGUAUUAAAUUAUUGAAGUUUAGUAUCUGAACUAGGUGGCCAAAGGAGCUAUUUAAAGUCAGGAACAUCCCUUAAAAUAUAAAAAUUGGAGUAAUAGAAUAAAAUGCAUAUAAAGUAAAUAUAAAUGUUUAAAUCAUA